Molecule: messenger RNA, 1607 nt
Organism: Schizosaccharomyces japonicus yFS275
Lineage: Eukaryota; Fungi; Ascomycota; Schizosaccharomycetes; Schizosaccharomycetales; Schizosaccharomycetaceae
Product: RNase P and RNase MRP subunit
Exons: 1
Coding region: 222-866 (214 amino acids)
Biological process (GO): rRNA processing; tRNA processing
Source: RefSeq, a predicted model, not a curated record
UAAAACGCCAUAUUUCAUCUUCUGUUUCCUUUUCGUCACGCUUGUCUCCAAUCGUCCUUUUGUUUUAUAAACGACGCGACGCGCGUCGUCCGGUAGAAAUCCACGUCAUACAUGACGUGGUGCAGCAUCUUCGCGUACUAUAUCGGCUAAAUGCGACACCUAAACCUAACCAGAACCAAACUCCAGCAAACGGUUGACGUCGUCAAUACACUUUAAACAGCAUGAAAAAGCAGGGAAAGAAGAAGGAAAUUGUGAAACUAGUUCUUGACAAUCCGCUGACUGCCGAAUGGCCUGAAACAACAACGGAAUCCAAGGAAAAACUAUGUCGGUUGCUUUUACAAGGAAUGGGCGCGAAUGUCCAGGACGCAAGGACUACUGGACUUACAAUUGGACUAAAUGAAACGAAUAAACUGAUAGAGGAUUGCAUCCAGACUGGUUCGGAUUUGCCUCGUGUGGUUUUUGUGACUCUUCCAACUGAUUCCAUCCUCGUUUCUCACUUUCCACAGUUAAUCGCCAAUGGAAACGCGUUCUCUCAAACCCAAGCACACGAAAGUCGUCCAGAAUGCCGACUCGUAGCCAUCCCAAACGAAAUGGAAGCUGCUUUUGCGUCUCGUUUGGGACUAAGUCGUGUUCGAGCCAUUGCCGUAGCCUCUACGUCGCCCAUACUGCCCAGCAUUGCCCCCAUCCUCGAGACCGUUUCCCCUCCAUCUUGGCCGUCUUCUUCCGAAGCAACGGGUUUUCUAGCUACAAAGAUUGAUCGUGUCGUAGUCACUCGGCCCACUCGAACGGCAAAAAACAAAAAACAGAACCAAAAUCAAAAUCCAAAGACUCAAGGGAAAACCUCCGCAAAGGUUAAAAAGCCUUAACGAGCGACUUUUGUGCCUUAACCUCCAAUAAACCUUCGACAACAAAGUGUAUAGCCUUCGGAGCUGAAAAGCUCCUUGCGGUGCGCAUGGAUGUCCCUAUACACGUGUUUUACUCUCAUAUGCAAACCGUCGUUUGUCUUACAAACGCGUUGUCUCCGCUGGUUCCUUAUCGUUUACCAACCGAUCCUCCUGUUUUUUUUCCCUUAUCGUCUUCUCAAUUGUCAUUUUUGAACCCUGAAACUACUACGAAUCGCCUUUUGCAGCAUGAUUUCUCGUGUACAUUCAGCCGUUUUCCUCAGACUCCUCAUUCAUUCAUUUCCAAAAAAGACGGUUCUUCCUACGAAAUGUUCCGACAACAGCCGAUUGUUGCCGCCGUCUAUCACACAAUCCUGUCGGCGUUUUUUUCGCUGUUCUCGUCGUCUUAUUCAAAAUUUCUUUUUCAUUGACUGAUAUCCGUCGAUAGCGUUUCCUCUUGUAAAAACCGAAACUUGUGCUGGUAUAGACGGCGUAUCCUCCUUACUAAUCUCUGUGCGACUGUCAUUCUCCCACGCAAGCGAAGGGUUUUGGUACAAAGCGUUGUGAUACCAGCCUUCUUUGCUUGGUGUUCACUACGACUAAUGAGCGCGAAUGUUGUUCCGACAUAACUUCACAAGAGCAAAAAACAUCAGAAGGCUUUCAUAGAAAGCCAAGGCCACAAAAUACUACGGUACGGUUGAAAAUCCAUCCAUUCCUAACCGAAAU